AUGGAGGAAGUUGCUAAAGAAUUGGAUCAGGAAGCAGUUGGAGAGUUUGAAGCAAAGGAACAGCUUGUACCAGAGGAAGCACUGACCAUACCAACUGGCCCAGUUACAAGCCCAACACUUGGGAUAAAGAAGCAAGUGGAUCUUAGUGUGCUCUUUUUCCCUGCCAAGGUUUUGUCCCUUUGGGUUUUCCUUGGUACUAUGGCGGAUGGAAAGGAAGAUGAAGAGGAUUCGAACAAGAGUCUCAGUGAAUCCCUUCUGGAACAAUCAAGAAGCUCAUGA
Messenger RNA from Microthlaspi erraticum, 279 nucleotides. Lineage: Eukaryota; Viridiplantae; Streptophyta; Magnoliopsida; Brassicales; Brassicaceae. The record is from the annotation of a GenBank genome assembly.